Lagenorhynchus albirostris (white-beaked dolphin) is the source of this 3842-nucleotide messenger RNA. RefSeq names its product NK6 homeobox 2 (gene NKX6-2). The coding region runs from base 2460 to 3686 and encodes 408 amino acids. Gene Ontology annotation, biological process: cell differentiation; regulation of transcription by RNA polymerase II. The record is from RefSeq and is a predicted model, not a curated record. Lineage: Eukaryota; Metazoa; Chordata; Mammalia; Artiodactyla; Delphinidae. Gene Ontology annotation, molecular function: DNA-binding transcription factor activity, RNA polymerase II-specific; RNA polymerase II cis-regulatory region sequence-specific DNA binding. Gene Ontology annotation, cellular component: nucleus. The transcript has 3 exons.
ACACCAGGGACUGGGGCACUGGGGGAGGGUGUCCCGUGCCGUGGCGUCCUGGGGGGUUGGGGGGCUGCGUCCGGGGCUUGGGAACCCCCGCGCGCCGGGCAGGACAGGACGCAUGGGGAGGGCACCGAGACACCCACCACCAGAGAGCAUGGAGAAGAGGCCGCCCUCACCCCGCACCCCGGGCGCCCCCAAUGCUCUCUGGGCCUUCCAAACCGCACUCCGGCCCCCCAUCCGGCACCCAGGGCCACUGGCUCCCUGGAGAGCCGAGCACUCUGCGGCCAGGAGAGAAGCAGCCCCACUCGCGACCCCAAGCAUUCCGGCCGCAGUCCAGGGAGGGCCCGGCGGCGUAGACAGACCCGGGACUCAGGGCAGCGACUCGGGGUGUCUGUUUCCUCAGCGGUCAAAAGGGCUGCGGAGGCCCCAGCCCGGGUGCUCGAGGAGCCACAGCGCGGCACCCAGAGCUGCGGUGUUCCUCCAGCCACCGAGCCAGAGUCGCAGGGAGGAUAGUGCGCCCUGUCGCCCCGUCCGGGCGCGCCACUCCCGGCCCGCCCCAGAGAACUGUCGGGCCACAGCUGCCCAGACUCGGCUCCUCGGUGCCGGGAGUAGGGACCCGGCCCCGCCCCUCUCACUUGGCCCCGCCCCGCCUCCUCUGGCCCCGCCCCCAAGCCAGUAACUGCCACGCCCUCAGAGCCCGAACCUUGGCCACCCCGUUAGCCGCCUCCGAGGAGCCCAGAGGGCCCCAAACCCUGCUGGGAAGGAUCCUCCCUGCGGCUGGGCUCUCGGGGAGCACCUACGCUGUGCCCGAGGCGGUGGGGCUCAAGUGAGGCCCGGGGCGGGUCUCGGGGCCUGGCCGCCCGUAGGUAGCGCGGGAAUGCGAGAGGUGAGCGCUCGUUAGGUAUCCCGGGCCUGGCUCCGCAGGUGCCGAUCGCCUGCGGGGCAGCCACACCCGGAUCCCGCGAGUGCGGCCCCGACCGAGGAGGCGGGAAGAGAGAAAUUCCCAUGCGCGCGGACUGCACCGCGCCUGAAGCCGGGGCCAACACGCGCCACGGCGCGCUGCCCGGGACAGCACGGUGCGCGCACACGUGGGCAGGGGCGGCCACCGAACGUCCGCCCAGCCCCGGCGGCCAAUGGCUUUCUGAGCGGCGAUCUGGCGUAAGGACUCGCAGCGCCAAGACCCGAAAGCUAACUGCACAAAACGAAAAUGGAUCCCCCCAAAGGUCUCAGUGCCAGCGGACGCUGGGUCCCUGCACAGAGCCGGGAGGGUCGCCUUCGUCCGCGCCACAGAAACCCUGGCGGCCGGGGUGAAAGGGGAACGUCGUUGCUAACCGACCACACCAGGCCCGAGAGAGGCCGGCCUGGUGCACACCGCCGCCCAGCCACGAAACUGCAGCCGUCGGUUCGCACACGUUCCCGUCACGUUCCCAGCAGGCAGCGAAUAAUAAUAAUAGCCGCCACCUAGUAAUUGCUGUGACACCAGCCCAGAGAACCAAGGAGGCGACGUCCAGAACUGUACUCAGCACUGGCUCUCUGCCGGCGCCCGCUGUCCUCUGCGAUCUUAUUUGAACCCGCACAGCAAUUCCACGGGGUGGGAGGCUUUUCCACCCAGAGGAGGACACCAUGGGCCCUGCGUGCCCGUCAAAAGGCCACGAUUCUGCCCGCUGGCUGCACUUCGGGCGCACGCCCACGUUAAGGCCCUGAGCGUGGCCCCGCACGCCUUGGGACCCGGACUCUGAGCCUGCCAGGGUCCCCGACCGCCGGCUCGGGCCGCGCUGCACAAGGGAACGGCUGUGCCCUAGGUCGGGGCGCCCAGGUCCAAGCUCCGGACUCAGGUUGCCCCCCGGGAACAAGCUGCGACUUCGCGGCCGGGAAACGACUGACCGGGAGGCCCGGGCGGUCCCCGCGCCCUGACCCGACACUGUACAGUCCCGCGGGCAGGGAGGGGACCGGGAACCGCCCCUCCGGCAGCGCGCGCAACUCGGUAGCCUCGCGUGUGGCCCCGGGACAGGCCUCGCCACGGCGCCAGCUAUUGGUUGGUGAAACCAGAGCAGAUUCUCGCGGGCCAAGUCUAGCAUUCGGCCCGUGGACUCUGACGUCCCGCUUCUUCCGCCCUUCUGCAUCCCAGAGGAGAAUGUUCCCGGAAAUGUUUUCGUUCCUCCCUCAAACCUGAGACCGGGACGGCCGGGAAGCCGCAAGGCGGGGCGCGGACUGUAACCCCGAAGGUGCCUGCUGAAUCCCCGCGCCCUCCCGCCUGUGCCUCUUCACCGAAUGGGGCGCGCGGAGUGUGCCAAGUGGAUCCUCAAAUCUGCAUUCUUUCGGUGAUAAAAUAUGUUCUCGUAUUUUUUCCUAAUUUCCCACUAAAACCUUUGCCUAACUAAACUCCCAUCCAACGGGAUUUAUUUCGUCCCCGGGGAGAUAAAUCAGGGGGCAAAUUUACAGCCCGGGAGGCACCUGCCGGGCUAAUGGGCCCUUCAUGGAGUGCGCGGCCAGCGGGGGCGCGCGCAGACGGCGGGGGCGCUGGCCAAUGGCCGGGCCGCGGUCGCCGGCAGCCAAUCAGCACGCGCGCCGCCUGGGGGCCCCGCGGUUAUCAGCGCGUCCAGCCCGCGCGGCGCGGCGCCGCUCUGACCGGCCCCGGAGCCGCCACCGCCGCAGCGCGGAGUACCCCCGCCGCCGCCCACCCCGCGCCGGAGCCGCCACCCUCCCUCGCGCCCGCCAUCCGCGCCGUCGGCGCCCGCACCCCGAGCCCCCGCUGCAGCCGGCGCCCGCCGGGGUCGCGCGCAAACUUCCCGGGCCGGCGGGCGCGGGCGGCGGCGGCGGGGCCCGGAUGGGCGCCCGGGCCGGCGGCGGCGGCGCCCAUGGACGCUAACCGCCCGGGCGCGUUCGUGCUGAGCAGUGCGCCGCUGGCCGCGCUACACAACAUGGCCGAGAUGAAGACGUCGCUGUUCCCGUACGCGCUGCAGGGCCCGGCCGGCUUCAAGGCGCCCGCGCUGGGCGGCCUCGGCGCGCAGCUGCCGCUCGGCACCCCGCACGGCAUCAGCGACAUCCUGGGGCGGCCCGUGGGCGCGGCGGGCGGCGGCCUCCUGGGCGGCCUGCCCCGUCUCAGUGGGCUCGCCUCGUCGGCCGGCGUCUACUUCGGGCCCGCGGCCGCCGUGGCGCGCGGCUACCCCAAGCCUCUGGCCGAGUUGCCCGGGCGCCCGCCAAUCUUCUGGCCUGGCGUGGUGCAGGGCUCGCCCUGGAGGGACCCGCGCCUGGCCGGCCCGGCCCAGGCCAGCGGGGUCCUGGACAAGGACGGCAAGAAGAAGCACUCGCGGCCGACCUUCUCGGGCCAGCAGAUCUUCGCGCUGGAGAAGACUUUCGAGCAGACCAAGUACCUGGCGGGGCCGGAGCGCGCGCGCCUCGCCUACUCCCUGGGUAUGACCGAGAGCCAAGUCAAGGUGUGGUUCCAGAACCGGCGGACGAAGUGGCGCAAGCGGCGCGCCGCGGAGAUGGCGUCGGCUAAGCGGCAGCAGGACUCGGACGCCGAGAAGCUGAAGGCGGGCGGCUCGGACGCGGAGGACGACGGCGAGUACACCCGGCCCCUGGACCCCAACUCGGACGACGAGAAGAUCACGCGGCUGCUCAAGAAGCACAGACCCUCGAACUUGGCGCGGGUCAGCCCGUGCGGCGGCGGCGCGGGGGACGCCUCGUGAGGACGCGGCGGCAAGGCCGGACAACCAGGGUACGGGACGCGGGCCGGCGCCCCUCGCCAGCCGCCCGCGCCGGAGUGUGUAUAUAUAUUUUUACGGAAUAAGUUAUAAAGCGGCCUGGCUCGGGCUCGGCGUGCGGGGACCCCAGAGCGCCCGCGU